AUGGUCAUUAGCAAUAUGUGGGCAAUACGGGUGUAGCGGUUUAAGUAGGACAGUCGUCGGAUGUAUUUAGUGCUUCAAUGUCAAAUAUAUGUCCGCGUUUGAUAGACUAUUUUGUACUGGUUGGUUCGCGAUUACCUGGGAAUGCGUACUCAGUGCAGUCUCCCGAGAUUCUUUGUCGAUUUCCUCCCACAAACCACAAGGAUUUCCCUCUUCCUACAGAUGUGUCUUUCUUUUGUCAGCCAGAAGGAUGUAUUAAUACUUCCAGCAACACAUUCCCUAUAAAAUCUUUGGAUAAUAACCUUGAUGGGAUAAAGUCAAUGACAUUUUUAUUUUCGCUAACUGAUAAGGAUUCCAGUAAAACACGGUAUGGUAUUUGCACCAACUUCUUCAGACCAGUCAACCUUAGAAGUGUGAGUAAAACUACAUAUCCAAAUGGCAGGGAAGGCACACAUUUUAGCGACGUAUCUGGUAAUGGACCAGUUCCAUGUUCGAAUGAAAGUAUCCCGGAUAAAUCCUUACCAUCUGGAAAACUAAAAAAUACAAAUAAUGUCUAUAGCUUAACGUCAAUCUGUUUAAUCACUCAUUAUCCUUUUGCUACAACGUUUGCACGGCUUGUGCAAUGUGUACAUGUAAUUUUAAAAAAGCUACACAAAUUGUCAAAACCCAGCUGUGUGGAAAGUCCAGAUAUAUGGGAUGUAUUGACAAGUAAUAUUACACUAUCAUGCUCUUAUCCUGUUGUGGAAAGCACACGUCAGUUCCAGUGUUGGAUUCUCCGGCUUCUCAGUGCACCAGCACCAAUUCCUGGCUGUACAUGUGUAUAUCUUUCAGUUCAACCGCAAACCUUAGGUUCACCUUUGUGUUUUGCUCUUCCUGAUCAAUCACGUCUUCCUUUGGUUGAUUUUCCUGUGAAUCUGCCUUUUGAAAUUAUGGGUAUCAGGAAAACUUUUCGUUUAAUUAUGUGUCUUCUAUUGGAACAAAAAGUGGUUUUACAAUCAUCUGAUUAUAAUAAGUUAUCCUUAACAAUUUUAUCAUUGGUUGCAUUACUCUAUCCACUUCAAUAUAUGUUCCCAGUUAUUCCUCUUCUACCUGCAUGUAUGCCUGAUGCAGAACAGCUUUUGUUAGCGCCUACACCCUAUUUAAUUGGUGUUCCGACAGCAUUUUAUACUGCACGGAAAAUUUUUCGUAUGCCUAAAGAUGUUUGGUUAGCUGAUUUGGAUACUCGUGAAUUAUCUUAUCCUAUGGUGGUUGAUGAAAUACCAGAGUUACCUGAAAUAGAAAGUAACAUUCUUAUUAAUCAUUUAAAAAAAUUACUUCACGAAUUUUCAAGUUCACCUCAUAUUGAUUUGGAUUUGGAUGAUUCUUCGAAACAUUGGCCUGUUUCUGUAGCACGUACAACUGCAUUUGAGUUAUCGAAAUUUGAUCCUUUAUUGUAUACACUGACAAAAGAUUCUGUUGAUGUCGGUAUACGUGUAUCUAUGAUUCUCUUCUUCAAUACAAACAACAUUCUGGGUGGAUUUACUAAUCAUAUACGUACUUUACGAUUAUUUCCUCGGCCAGUCGUUGCAUUUCAGUAUGAAAGUUUUAUGAAGUCUCGUCCAAAGCCAUGUUUGUUUACUAGCAUGCUUGCGAAAACUCAGGCUGUUGAAUAUUUUGCUGAAUCUUCAAUUUGUGCAUUGAAUGAAGCCUAUCAACGUAUCUGUUCAGGAGUUUAUUCCACAGAAUUAAUUGGUGAUAAGUUAUACUGGUAUAAAAAUCAGUUAAAACCAGUCUAUUUUGAUUGUUGUGACAAAUUAAUCGAUUAUGCCACUGUUACAGCUACUAAUACACCCAUAUCAAAUCAAUCAUCUCCCAAGCUCAAGCUAUCCUUAUCAAAUUCCAACCAGUUAAUGUUAUUUCAAGCUUUUGAAUUAGCAAAACGUAUCAUAAAUAGACGAUGUUCUGGUGAUAUAAGUACAGAGAUUGAUACAGAUAGCAUAAAUAAUGAUACGAAUAAUUUAUCGAAUGAUGCUCAAACCAAUGAUUUUAUUGGUAUGUUUAAAACCUAUUCCGAUGACUCUGACUCAAAUCAUUCUUAUGAAACCAUUGUGUCAAAUCGUACAAUAUCGAAAGAGAUGGAAGAUUGUAUUUCAGUUCAAGCAAAUAAACCAUUGCCUGAUUGUCUAACUGAAUUUUACACUCCACCAACAGAGUUAGUUUAUAGCAAAGAACCUAGUACUACACGUUGUAGUCUAUCAUUGGAAAAUGCCGAAAGUACAUUGUCGAAUUUCUGGAGUCAAUCUACUCUGAUAACGUCCGAUCCCAGGAAUAUUAACGAACAACUGAUAAAUACGAACACUGGAAUACAGUCUUUAGGAGUUCCUAAUUCAGAAAGUGGUACUCUAACUAGAUCGUCAUCAAUUUCAUCGAGACGUUCGACAAACGAUACUUUACAUCUUGUAUCUCGUUUAUCCUCCUCUAUUUUUGUGGGCAAUGGUAAUGAUUCGAAAAAAAGCUCUACAGUAACAUCAAAUAAUUUUGGUGAUGAUAAUUUGAGUUGGGAUACAUCUGUUACUUUAUUAUUUGGUGAUUUGUUAAAAUCAAACCGUCUUCGAAGUUUAGCAUUCAAAGAUGUUCCUCUUUCUGCUUUACAAAUACAUAAAAAACGAUUGGAAAAUGAACGUACAAUCAUUGAUUUAUCAAAAUCCAUUAAACAAGGUCGAAUACCAAAUAUAUUUUCACGUAAUCAAAUUAACACAUUAUUACAAGAUGAGAAUUAUCGAAAUCUAUUAAUUGCUCGUAUAAAUGAUAAUCUCUCAAAAGAUGUUCUACCAAAUCAAUUGCAUAUUGAUGAUGUGCCUAUUCAACAGUGGGAUCAAUAUAAAGCAAUUUUAUGGACGCUUAAACAAAUGAUCAAUGGUUUAGAAUAUAGUUUUCGACCGGAUAUUGUAUUCUCAACUACAAAUCAAUAUGAUCGCAUUACUAGAGAUAAAUCACCAUCGUCAAAUAUUCCAAAUCCAUUGAGUAACACUAGUUGGUUAUCCUAUUCUACUGGUAUUUUGAAAAGUGGUGGUUUGGCUUCAGCGUUUAUGCUUAUGGAAGUUGCACAUACGCAUUUCUAUCGGUUGCCUAAUCGAACAGGGCACAUAGAUAAUAAUCAUGAUGAAAAAUUCUUUUGGAAUAGCAUGCCAACUACACCCACAACGGAAUUGAGAUCACCUAUACCAGCAAGAAGAUUAGUUGGUAAUGAUAUUUCUUCAGUUCGAUAUCAAAAUAAUCAAUUAGAUUUAUCGGACUGUGAAUCAUACAGUAGAAAAGGUUCAAAACUAGAGCUAUUUCGUGGUCAUGGUCGUCAUCAGUUCACCAAUGUUAUUGUUACAAUGAGUGAACCAUCAUCGGAUAGAGAAGAUAAUGAACAAAUUCAAUCAAAGCCUAUAUUUAAAUCAGAUAGUACUGAUAUUAUUAAACACAAUAUUCAACCAUUGAAUAAUGCAAACAACACUAUCAAUGUUGGUCAUACUGGAAGUUGCAUUACAGUGAAUCGAAAUAAUGAAUGUGAAAAAUUCGAUAAAUUGUUUGCUUCUGAUGCUAAACUACAUGAAUCAAUCAGUAAAUUAAAACCACAUCGUGAUAAUGAGAAUGGCGUCAACGAUGAUGAUAUACCGCCAGAUUAUGUACCGGAAUUGCCUAAUCGUAAAAGUCAACGAAGUUUUGGCUACAGAUAUUACCAAUCACACUUAAUUUUAACGGAUCCAUCAAUCACAUCAAGUUCAUCUGAUGAUACAGGCGAUCAAACCACAUGUACAAUAUUUACUUCUUCACCGAAUACAUGCACACCACCAGCAGUUUAUCGUCCUGACUUAAAAUUUCAUUUUAAUGAUACUGAAUCAGAAAAUGAAGAUAUAGAUAAUAAACAUCAACAACAAAUAGAGAUAGAACAACGAAGAAAACAAUCAGAAUGUCAUAUGUGUAAACUAACUUUGCUGAUACCAACUCCACCUCCACCAAAUUCAUCAUCAGUCAUGACAGUAUCUCCAUCUAAGAUGAAGAAAGUACCAUGGACUUACUUAUUUGAAGAUAUUUUCGAUACUGAAUGGCAUAAAAGUAAAAUAUUGGGUAAUCUACAAUUUUGGGAAGAUUCCUUUUUAGAUACAGUUGCACAGGAACGAGAUAUACUUGGUAUGGAUUUUCGACCAAAAGAACUUUUAUUAAAAUAUCAAAAUGCUUCUUUAUUGAAACGUAAACAAAUGGAAUUAGAAGAAGAUUGUUUAUUAGUUAAUAUAAUGCAUAAUAUGAUUGCAUUUAUGCUAAUGGCUAAUGUGGAUCGUAUAUCUAUACGUAAAAAAUUACAACGUUUAUUAGCUAAAAGUCAUACAGGUUUACAUUAUUCACGAAAAAUUAAUGAUUUAUUAAAUUCAUUAAAUUAUUUGAAUGGAAAUGAUAUCGAUUUAAAUGUGGCUCAAAGUCGUUUUAUUGUACAACGUUCACAUGAAGCCUAUCGUGGUUCAGAUGAGAGCGGUGAACUAAUAUUUCUUGAAGUUUGUUCUGAUUAUCUAUUAAUUCGUAAUUUAUCUGGACGUAUAUUAGAACGUUUAUGGUAUGAUCAAGUGAUCAAUUUAACGUAUAGAUCACAUACACAUAUAUUAUGCAUUACAAGACAAAUAUUUGAUCAUUCACAAAUGGAUUUAUUUUAUACUCGCAAAUCUCGUUUAGUUUAUCAACAGAUCAAAGAAUCAAUGAAAAAUAUAUCUGUAGAAGCUUCACAUGGAAUAUUAAAUGGUGAUUUGAACGGUGAAAUUAAUGCAACUAAUUUGGAUAACAAUCAACCUGGUACUAUUAGUAUCUUACCAGAUGGAUUCGUUAUCAAAUUCGGUGAUGAACAGAAAUUUAUCAAAUUGCAUAAUAUUAAACGUUGUUGUACAAUAAAAUCGGAAAUAUUUACGAUUGAUGUCUACGAUCAAGAGAAGAAAGCAAUGAUCACUUAUCGAUUUCAAACGGAUAUGGUAUGUUUAUAAUUGAUCUAAUUAACUAUUCUCACUAUAUCAUCCAUUGUAUUCACUUCAUUUCUAUUUUCAAAUAUGAAUGUAUGCAGUAGAUUUCCUAUAAGAUGAAUCACACACUACAUUACUGUUGGGAUAUUCAGAAAAAUAUCCUGUUAAGUCUAAUUCUAUCCUUGGACUUGGAAUGGUAUCAUUUUCCUAUUGGUCAAUACUUAUUUCACGUGUCAUUUUCCUGUUGGCCAAAUAUUGUACAAAUGUUAUUUUCUAUUUUAUGACAACUCAUUUAUUUCAAAAUUUUGUAUCACUUUUCUCAAUGUCAUCAUCAUCAUCAUCCUUAUCAUUUAAGUAAUUCAUUUACUCUGGGAUAAUUCAAAUAUAAUCAAAUAAAUCAAUGAUGUCAUAGCAACUAAUCAUAAUACAUUGGGAUACAUACAAAGGAAAUAACAUAUUUUGUUGUUGUUGCUGUUGUUGCUUGUUAUUGUUCCCAAAUCAAUUCUGUAUGUACAUGUGAUAAAUGUAUUUUAAAUGUUCACCUCCUGUAUUUUAUUCUUGUUCAACAAUUAAUUGUCUUCCUUAUAAUAUACACAUUUCAAUAUUCUUUCAUUCUUUGUAGAUGUUGUGAUCGAUGAGUAUGUGUGUGUGUGUGUGUGUAUUUCUUCUCUACUUGAUGCUUACAUAACUAACUUUAGAUUGGUUGAAGAGAACAAUGUUGUAUACAUUUUGGUUUCUAUUACAUUUUAUUCUAUGUAUCACAAGUGAAAGUGAUCGAAUUUCCUCUAUUGUUUCAGUGCCUGUUAUCGUUAUUCAAUUGUAUUGACAAAUGAUUAUCAUUACUUAAUUACUUACGUAUGCCUGUUACUCCUCGUGGAGGAGCAUAAACCGCCCAUCAGCAUUCUCCAUCCAACCUUGUCCUGGACAAUUCUUUCCAGUUCUUUCUAAUUAUUAUUCAUCCUUUUCAUAUGUGCUUUGAUUUCUCGACGUAAUAAUCAUUAUUAUAGUUCAGGUUAUCUGUUUAAAAUCAUUUCAAAAGAUACCAUUUCAUUAUAUAUUUUCAUUUAUUCACAAUUAUCUGUAUGAUGUUUCAAAUGUCUUUUUCCUCUUGGCUUCAUUUGCUUUGUAUAAGUCAUUAGUUACCUAUUUGAUUAUCAAUGAUCUUUUGUUACUAUAUUUCUAAUUCAUUAUUACUGUGAUAUUCAUAUUCUCUAUCAGUUAGUCUUUCCCUAAUAUCAUUUUCACUAUUAUAACAAUGAUACAGAUAUUUUUUUUCUUAUUGUUGAUGAUCCAUUUCUUUCUUGUUCCCUCCUCCUUCCUCCCUCCUUACAACUCAUUAUUAUCUUUAUAACUGAAGAUGAAAUCUUGAUAUAACUUUCUAGAUUGUUGAUUAUAAAUUUCUUUGUGUUCUUGUCUGUUACUUCAUUUACAUUCCAUGAUAAAAUGGGUUAUGGUAAGAUUUGUUUAGUUGUAUUUUGCAAAAUCUACACUCUAUUAUUAUUCACAUCACUUUGUAUCUUUGUAGUAAUGUUAAUAUAGCAACUUGAACUGAUGUAUUUUGCGUACGUACGUACGAAAUUCUACGUUGUUACUGACUGGCUGACUGACUGAUUAACAUCAUCUUCACAUACACAUUCCUCGUUGUAUAUGUCAAUUUGUUUGAGAAAUGACUUUUCAUCGGUAUUAUUAUUAAUAUUAUCAGUCGUAAUAUUGUUUAUUUGUUGCAGUUUUCUUAAUGUAAAAAUUUCGAUCAUUUGUUAUAAUACAAUUUGAUUGAACCC
This is a messenger RNA of Schistosoma curassoni, 6748 nucleotides long. Lineage: Eukaryota; Metazoa; Platyhelminthes; Trematoda; Strigeidida; Schistosomatidae. The record is from the annotation of a GenBank genome assembly.